This is a messenger RNA of Gossypium arboreum, 746 nucleotides long. Its product is annotated as early nodulin-like protein 1. Gene Ontology annotation, molecular function: electron transfer activity. The transcript is spliced from 3 exons. Bases 99 to 692 code for a protein of 197 amino acids. Gene Ontology annotation, cellular component: plasma membrane. The record is from RefSeq and is a predicted model, not a curated record. Lineage: Eukaryota; Viridiplantae; Streptophyta; Magnoliopsida; Malvales; Malvaceae.
UUUAAGUUGCCGAGGAGCCUUAGAGCUACAGGGAUCAACUGUACGUAGUACAACUAAUAUACUAUUUGAUUUGCUCUUUGCGUCUUAGGUUUUCGGCAAUGGCGUUUUUGAGAACUUUGGUUUGGUUUUCAGCGUUGGCUUUUGUGUUGUUUAGGGUAGGUGAAGGCAAGGAUAUUCUAGUUGGAGGCAGUGAAGAUGCAUGGAAAAUCCCAAAGAACGCCUCGGAUUCUUUGAAUCAGUGGGCUAGGAAACACCGCUUCAAAGUUGGCGAUUUCCUCAAUUUCAAGUACAAUGGCAAGGCCGAUUCAGAGCUUCAAGUGACAGAGAAGAACUACGAAAGCUGCAACACAUCAAAACCAAUCAAGGAAUACAAAAACGGUAACAACACUACGGUGAAACUGAAUAAAUCGGGUCCAUUUUACUUCAUCAGUGGAGCUGAUGGCCAUUGUCAGAAGGGACAGAAGCUUGAAGUUACUGUCAUAUCUGAAAAACAUCGGCAUCAUGAUAAUCCCCCUGCUUUCUCUCCAAAACCAGCAAUUGCUCCGGCGCCUGAACCAGCCAAAACUAGCCCCAACAAGGCACUUGCAUACAAGGAUGGCACCUUCUUGGCUGUAACGUCUUUGCUAGGGAUUUAUUGGAUUAUUAUUAUGGGAUUGUAUUUGGCGUGGGUUUUCUACUUGGUUGAAGAAUAACAUUUCCUUAUUUUAUUAAUGAGCAAAAUAAAAUAAUAUUAGGGUACUCAUAAA